This is a messenger RNA of Triplophysa dalaica, 2923 nucleotides long. It is a transcript of the gene ramp2, whose product is annotated as receptor (G protein-coupled) activity modifying protein 2. Lineage: Eukaryota; Metazoa; Chordata; Actinopteri; Cypriniformes; Nemacheilidae. Gene Ontology annotation, cellular component: cell surface; membrane; signaling receptor complex. Gene Ontology annotation, biological process: angiogenesis; G protein-coupled receptor signaling pathway; receptor internalization. Gene Ontology annotation, molecular function: coreceptor activity. The transcript has 4 exons. The record is from RefSeq and is a predicted model, not a curated record. The coding region runs from base 1255 to 1755 and encodes 166 amino acids.
CAAAUAAUGCUGUUUCUCUUUCUUGAGCUUUUAAGGACAAAUUAUGCUUAAUUAAAGGUGUGGGUACCAUUCCAGAAUCAGAAAGAGCUUUAUUGCCAAGUGUGCUUGGACACUCAAGGAAUUGGUCUUAUUGACAGAAGCUUCUAGUGCACAUACAGUUUAAAAAAGUGACAAGGCACAGGUAACAAAAUGUAAAAAAUAAAUAUGUGUGAGACAAUACACAAUUGACAAAAAGGACAUGAGACAGUAUUGUAUGUACAGAUGUGCUAUAUACAGAUUACACGGUGUUAUAAACAAGUUAUGCAGGGGAAUGUGGAUAGCUGAAUAUUAUAUCAACAACAUAUGUUUAACAAAAAUUAGUAUAUAGUUGUGUAUUGCAAAUGUUUUUAUUCUGUGGCAUAUAUUUGUCACAUGACUAAGGGGACUGCAUGGUGUUAAGGUUCCUUUGCUCUUGGGCAGUUAGACCUGAUGCCCAGCAAUAUGAGGCCUGGAGGCACUGGCCCAUCUGUAAUCCAGAACAAUACAUGGAAGCUUUCCAUUAGGGCUUAACAUUGGUGCAGUAGAAAUCAGGCUCCGAUGGUCAACGUAGGAACCACAAGACCAAAUGUGUUACAUAAACUGUUCCAGUCCUCCCUCAUCCUCGGAUUCUCUUCUUUUGAAGAGCGAGCCGGGGUUAAAAGCAAAUGUUUGACCCUUCAAGCACAGAUGGGUAACUCUGAUUAUGCCGUUUCCCGAACCUGAGCUGUUUCAUCUGACCCAGUUCUUCCAAUGCUACACCCUGCUCUUCCCCUAAACGCUCGCUUAUGUUUCCUGUUUGGAAACACAUGCGAAAAACACAAAUAAAUCAGAACCACUGUGCUCGCGAGGAAUCAACCUGAGGAGAAAUGAAGUGUUUUUUUAAGGGGGAGACCCGUUUGCAGAUGUACAUCUGGCCUGGGUGUGCUCCGCUCAGAUCCGCGCCUCAGGGAAUCGCUGUCAUCUUUUAAACACGACCGUGUUUUAUGAUAGCAAGUCUGAGUGAGAGAGGGAGAGUGAGACGGCCAGAGGUGGAGCCAUAUUACGUGGGAAAAUGAAAGAGUUUAGCUUCGAGAACUCGGUCAGCAGAGUCUGAACAUCUGCUGAGCGCGAGUCCACAUGUGGUGAGGGCGCAUCACAUCACGCGUUUCCUGUUAUGCGUCGCGUCGUGCGGUGGUAAAGUUCAGGCACGUUCAGCGGCGGAGUGAAAGCGGCUCGCCGGCCCUCUUUUGCUCUGAUAUGAGGGCAUCGUUAAGCUUCUUUGGCGUGUUUCUUUCUUUUCUCUUUGAUCCUGGCCAUGGGGAGAGAGACAUAUUCAAAUGUGCCAACAAGACCGGCUGUGAUAUUUACUGUUCAGUCUGUGUGGAAUAUGUAUUGAGGCCUCAGCAAUGCUAUGAAUCUCUGGUUUUUCAUUUUUGUCAAACAAAUUUUCUAACGGCGAUGAAUAACAUGACUAGUACAGACUGGUGUUCAUUGGAAAAAGUAAAGAGUGCCUACAACAAUUUCACCCUGUGUACCGAGUCUAUUGCUGACUGUUUCCUGCUUCCGUGGCCAAACCAUUUUGUUGAAGACACGUUUGUGGAUAUCCACGCCACCUAUUUUCAAGAAUGCCCCACAGAAGGGCUGAGAGACCCCCCUCCCAAAAUCGUCCUGGCCUUAGUCAUGACCCCCAUAUGCCUUAUCCCUGUUAUGGUGGUUUUAGUUGUUCUGAAGACCAAAAAUGGGGACAUGAGGAACUAGACAAGAUUCCAAGAAAAAUCUCUUGUUAUUCCUUCUUUGUUUCUUGCUCUUUUGGGAUAGCAUCCCACUUACACCUGAGGAUAAUAUCCUGGCCAAAAACUGACCCACUGAACACCUGAUCAUCUCAAGGUGUGAAUAAAUCAGAACGGAAGAUGCUGUUUGUUCGAGAGGGAUCUAAUGGAACUCAUUAAUGGUUUGAAAACUGUAUUAUCAUUAACUGACAGUUCAUUUACAUUUACUGCCGUUGUGAUUACUAUCACGUCUUCGAAAUGGCACUUUUCUUUUAAAAAAUGACAAUUUUCUGCUUUUAAAUCUAUUGAAAUGUGAAUAGGUUUAAGUAGUGAGACAUAUUGCGUACAUAACCAGAUGAAGACAUCACUGACCGUCCACUUAAUGCACUGUAAGAAAUAUUUUAACCCAUGUGUUUUUGAAAGUAGAUUUUUGUUGAUAGUUUAGUGACAAGAGCUAUUUAGCUGGCUCGGAUCAUAACAAAGCCUUGACACAAGUCAUAAUGAUUGACUUUUUAAAUUUAUUAUGACAACUGUAGAGCAAUUAAAAGUAAAUUAGUCCAUUUGUAUUCAUGAAGGAACAAAGCCAGAUGAAAUAUCGCAUUCCUUUCAACUGGCAGCUUACUGAUUGUUUAUUUAUAUAAGUUAACAGCAAACACAUCUGUGAAGGAAUAAAAGACACUGUUGAGUUGAGAGGGGAGGGACUAAAGGAAUGAUAUUAUAUACUGUAUGUUGUCCUAUUUACUGGCAUCUUUAAUAAUGUUAGAAACUCCACCACAAACUCCUGCAUAGCAUAACUUUAACAUCAUGACUGUAUCAAUGUAGUCACAUGAAUUGCAUUGUGGAUUAUAUUUUGUGUCAUUACUUUGUGUAAAUGGAUUAUUUCAAUUGAAGAGCAGCAAUUUUACAUAUUGUUUGUAUUUGUCGGUUACAAGAUAGCCGAGCCAAUUUUAAUGGCAUUUACUGACUUUUUUAUUUUGUCUGGAGUGUUGUCUGUACCAAGCACUUGCAGAACCACUUUCAAGCCUGUGAAGUAUAAUUGUAUACUUUGUAUAAUUCUAUACCUCUGUUGGAACAAAAUGUUUUUUUACACAAUUAAACCAUGUUUUACCAGCAAUGUUUCACUUUGAUUGUAAUAAAGGUGUUUUUUAUUCAUCUUA